Symbiodinium sp. CCMP2456 is the source of this 1059-nucleotide messenger RNA. NCBI's taxonomy places the organism in Eukaryota, Dinophyceae, Suessiales, Symbiodiniaceae. The record is from the annotation of a GenBank genome assembly.
AUGGUAUCAGCUACACAGAACCACAUCGAAGUUGUACGUCUGCUGCUGGAGGCCAAUGCCAGUACAGAAACACGCGACCCUGAUGGCUGCACUGCCCUCUUUGCAGCUUGCCAGAACGGCCACGUUGAAGUUGCGCAAGUGCUUCUGGAUGGCGGUGCGGAUAAGAACUCCAGAAGCUAUGACGGCUUCACUUGCUUGAUGAUGGCUUCGCAGGGCGGUCACGUUGAAAUUGCUCGCUUACUGGUGGCAGCCGGUGCCGAGAAGAACAUACAAAAACAUGGCGCCACUGCCCUGUGGGCAGCUUCUCAAAAUGGUCAUGUGGAAGUUGCCCGCUUGCUUCUUGAGGCCGGUGCCGACAAGAAUCUGACCAGCACUGACAUGGGCUUCACUUGCUUGAUGAUGGCCUCUCAGGAAGGGCACGUUGAGUUGGUGCGACUGCUGCUGGAGACCAAUGCCGACAAGGACUACGUUGACUUCGCGAACCAAAGUGGCAUCACGGCGCUCGUAAUGGCGUCACGGCAGGGCCAUGUUGAAGUGGUGCGCUUGCUGCUGGCGGCCGGUGCCGACAAGAACGUGAUCAUGUCAGACGGGUAUACUUCAUUAAUGGUCGCUGCACAGGAAGGCCGUGCUGAAGUUGUGCGAUUGUUGGUGGCAGAGGGUGCCGAACUGAACAUAGCCAACAAUGUCGGCGUCACUUCUCUUAUGAUCGCUUCUCACAGAGGCCAUGUUGAAGCUACUCGUUUGCUUUUGCAGGCCGGUGCCGAGAAGGACUUAAAAGAUAUGGAUGGCAUCACUGCCCUGAUGAAGGCUUCUCUCGAAGGCCACAAUGAAUGUGUGCAGUUGCUUUUGGCUGCCGGGGCCGACACAGACAUAGCCGAAAAGGACGGCUUCACUUCCUUGAUGAUAGCCUCUCAAGAGGAUCGAGUCGAAGCGGUGCGCUUGCUUCUGAACGCCAGCGCCAACACAAGCUUAACCAACAGGGUGGGCUUAAACGCCCUGAAGAUAGCUGCACGAAGAGGACAUAGUGAAGUUUUGCGGUUGUUGCUGGAAGCCAUAUGA